This is a messenger RNA of Mycotypha africana, 698 nucleotides long. RefSeq lists its product as uncharacterized. The transcript is spliced from 4 exons. NCBI's taxonomy places the organism in Eukaryota, Fungi, Mucoromycota, Mucoromycetes, Mucorales, Mycotyphaceae. Gene Ontology annotation, biological process: regulation of signal transduction. The coding region runs from base 46 to 669 and encodes 207 amino acids. Gene Ontology annotation, molecular function: protein phosphatase inhibitor activity. The record is from RefSeq and is a predicted model, not a curated record.
CUAAACGGUUUCUUUUCUCUCUUUUAUCGUUAUACCUGAAACGACAUGAGCUACUCACCCAACUUGAACGCCAAGCCGAAAAAAGGCAUUCUAAAGAAACAUACUGCACCCAGUGAACAAACGCGUUUACGAUGGGAUGAAGCCAAUUUGGAAUUAACAGAAGCACAAAAAGAUUCUACAAUGAAAGUGAAUGAGCCUAAAACACCGUAUGUAAAGUAUAAUGCAGAAACAGACCAGGUUCUCAACUUGGAUUCUAUACCAGGGUUACCCAACGGUAGCAGUCGUGAAGAACCAGAGGAAUUUACAUUGGAUGGUGGAAUGGAAUCAGAUAAGAGUAGUAUAGCAUCCAAUUCAACGAACGGUUCAAAAUCACGCAGAAGAGUAUCCGUUAGCGAUGACGAUGAUUGGGAUAUGGAUGAUGAAGAGGAUGAGGAUAAAGAAGAAGACGAAGAAGCAAAACGUCGUCAUGAAGAGUUUCUACGUAAACGUGCUAUGCAUUAUAAUAUGGGAGCAGCGCUCAAACAUCAUGAUGAAGAUAUGGAGGAAGAGGAUGAAGAGGACAACGAGGAUGAUGAUGAUGAUGAAGAAGACGAUAAUAUGGAUAAAAAUACAAACAAGAACAAAAUACCAGCUUUACCAACAGCAAAUGAUGAUCAGAUGAAAGAAUAAAGAUUGCUUCCUAGGGUGGGAAUCAUGCU